Knipowitschia caucasica is the source of this 783-nucleotide messenger RNA. The record is from the annotation of a GenBank genome assembly. NCBI's taxonomy places the organism in Eukaryota, Metazoa, Chordata, Actinopteri, Gobiiformes, Gobiidae.
AUGGUCGCAGCAGCUGAGUAUCCGCAAGCAAUGGUCGCAGCAGCUGAGUAUCCGCAAGCAAUGGUCGCAGCAGCUGAGUAUCCGCAAGCAAUGGUCGCCCGCAGAGACUGUUCGGCAGAGACUGUUCGGCAGAGACUGUUCGGCAGAGACUGUUCGGCAGAGACUGUUCGGCAGAGACUGUUCGGCAGAGACUGUUCGGCAGAGACUGUUCGGCAGAGACUGUUCGGCAGAGACUGUUCGGCAGAGACUGUUCGGCAGAGACUGCUCGGCAGAGACUGCUCGGAUGAGGAUCCGCAAGUUUGCCCUAAACUGCAACAGGAGGAGCAGGUCAAAGAGGGAGAGGAGCAGGUCAAAGAGGGAGAGGAGCAGGUCAAAGAGGGAGAGGAGCAGGUCAAAGAGGGAGCGGAGCAGGUCAAAGAGGGAGCGGAGCAGGUCAAAGAGGGAGCGGAGCAGGUCAAAGAGGGAGCGGAGCAGGUCAAAGAGGGAGCGGAGCAGGUCAAAGAGGGAGCGGAGCAGGUCAAAGAGGGAGCGGAGCAGGUCAAAGAGGGAGCGGAGCAGGUCAAAGAGGGAGCAGGUCAAAGAGGGAGCGGAGCAGGUCAAAGAGGGAGAGGAGCAGGUCAAAGAGGGAGAGGAGCAGAACCAUUAAUCCUGCCCCAGUCCGGUCCACAGCGCUUCCUGCUGUCUGUGCUGGUGUUUCUGACCACAGUCCAGUUUCCAGUGCUCCCACAGCUCAGAGACACUGGCUUAUGUUUGAAGAACUGGUCUGGAGUCACUGACAAAUAA